AUGGACAGUAGCAGCUUCGGCAGCCAGUGCCCAGUCCGGAGUCGUCUAACACCGACGACACUGAUACCAUGUUAUGGUAUCGUCGCCCAACAGCUCUCUGCGGCUUUCACCCACAACGGCGGCGCCGCUGCCACUCUCCAUAUUUUGAAUUUGCAGAAUGGGGAGAAAUUUGGUUCACGCUCAACUCCUCCUUCUUAUACUGUUUUGAGUCUGUUAGGGAAAUGGCUGAGUCACAAGUUGAAAUACGUGUUUCUUCAUGGGACUAAGACUGAACUUGACUGUAGAUUUUUCGAUUGGAUUGAUCUAGAAAUGUCAUCAUUCCAGAAAGGGUGUGUCAACAAGGCGAAUGUCCCAUAUCUUCGUCGCGAUACUAUAGACCAGACGGAGGUUCCUAUCAGCACCUACUAUAGGGAUUCACAUUUUUCGGAGCUGGUUGAAACUUUAAAUGUGGUCGGCGAACAGUGCAAUUCAGAUUUAUUGGGAAGAUUUAGAGCAUCAUGUUUUGGGCAUUUCAUUGAUUGGAGGCCCGGCCCGAAGAGCAAUAAAGCAUUACACCAGAUUGUAUCAUGGCAGAUUGGGUCAGAAGACGAUGAGAUGUGCUUCUAUCUGUGCGGAGCACGAGUCAGAUUUUCCCCUGCGGACUGCGCAUUAGUGACUGGGCUCAAUUUCGGGGGAUCGAGGUUCGAUGCGACAUUACAGCACGAUUGCAGUCGCGUGGAGGCAUACCGACGAUUCUGCGGUACGCGAAGCAUGACCAUACAGUCGCUCAUCAAACGCGUGUGCGAUUUGGAUCGUCGAGUGGAUGAUGAGGAUGGGAGCCUGUACCUUCGUGCUGUCCUCGUGUGUGUGGCUCACACCCUUGUUCUUGGGUUGGAUGCGCGGGUACAGCCGUGGCUUUGGGUUUUGGUGGAUGAUCUGGCUACAUUUGAUAGAUUCCCCUGGGGCGCGUAUUCGUAUAAGAUGUUAUGCCAUUAUACGCAUGAGAUAGGAACCGGCGAGAAGUAUCACUUCUACGGUCCUUCGUUGGCUUUAUAUGUCUGGGCAUUGGAGCGCAUCCCGGGCUUCGAACACAUGGUCGCAGCAUCUAGCGGUGAUCCGACAGCGCACCCUCGGUGUUUGAGAUGGACUUUCAGGGGUAAGCCCCGGCUUCACGGUCUGCGCGAUCUAUUCGAGGGACAGGGUGGUGUCCUGCCCCUGGAGCCCGAUGGUGACGAUCUGUCGAAUCACUACUUCAUAUCAGCGCUGACACCGGGCGAACUCUCGGUGAGCUUCAGGCCCCCCGACAACCCAUUAGCUCGGGGUGUCCAAUUUCCACAGCAGACCGGAGCCCGUGUUGUGGAGGAGCGCGGGGACGAGGAGGAUGUACCUAGACAACCUCGUAUGACUCGCAGUCACAGUGUUCGGGGCCCUGUGAGGGAUGCUCGACCCCACGAGCCGGCUCGUCAUUCAGUAGAUCCGGGCAAGCGCCCAGCGCCGCAUACUUCUUCAUUGUCGAGCGGAUCUCGGACUGUAUCCAGUCCCAGCGAGGGUGAGGUGGACCGUAAGUGGGUGAAGAAGACGAUCCGUCAGGAGAUUAAGAAGGCCUUCGGCAAAUUCGUGGAUAAACUGAAGGGCAAGGGUAAAAAGGAUAGGUGCAAGAAGAGCAAACAUUUCCCAGUGCCCGACUCCCCUGAUGAUGAUGACCAGCGACGGUCCCCUGAUGAUUACCAGCCACGGUCUCUUCCACAGCGACGGUCUCCUCCACCCAGUGCUUCAGGGCCCGACGCUUCAGGGCCAAGCGUUUCACGUCCCUGCGACGACGACCCCCGCGAUGAGGAACCACGCCAUCCAGAGACCCAGGCCUACCCAUCACGCCCUUCAGAUUAUGCCCAUUCCCGCCCAGCAGAGACCCCGGAUUACAACGAGCAGUGGUGGGCCAUGAAUCAGUCUGUCCAAGGCGACUACACACCGGCAGAGCAGACUUUUGACUGGUCGACCCAGGUCUACCCUCAUUGGUCUUCCCCAUUCCUGAAGCCGCAGUAUAGCACAGAGACCCCGAUAUUCUUUGCUGAACCGCUCACUUCUAUUGCACCACAUGAGUGGGGACAGUCCAGUUCGGCAAGGCAGGCUCAGACGGAGGAGCCUGAGCCACAGGCAGAGCAGCCACAGGUACUGUUGCUGCAGCACCCAGAGCAGCCGCCGGCAGAGCAGCCGCCAGCAGAGCUCCCGCGUCGCAGUCAGAGGGUGAGGCGUCCGUCUAACUUUCAGAGAUCGCCUUGGGUUAAUAGCCAAAUGCCACGUCCAGUGACACAAUACUGCAGUGACCAUUAUGAGAAGUGGAUGGCUAGGUGUCGAGAGGGUAGGCGUGGUGAGAUUUAUGUCAAGGCAAGUGGUGGUUUGCGGGAGUACAACGACUUCGCGCGGGUGGAUAAUGUCAGGCAGGAAUUCACAACUGGGGAUAUUGACUUGUAUUUCUUGACCUUGAGAAAUAGACUUCGAGGUUCCCUGGAUUUACUGGAUGACGUAGAUAUGAAUAACACAAUCAUAGUAGACACGGAUUGGUUUAUAUACCUCCAGAAAGAGUGGGCCGCUCUAUUGGAGAAGUGGGCAGGAACUGAGUUCGGCCCCAAGGAGUUUCAUGUAUUGACUAGUACAGCAAUGGCUGAUGGUUGGGAGCCUGAGAUAGACUGGCUCUGCCAAGUACGUGGAAAAGCCGUUAAAGGCCAUGAACUUCCUCCUAGUCAUAUAGGAUGGAUGGAUGCCACACAGGUUCUCAUGCCAGUCAUAAUUGGCCACCAUUUUAUCCUAUGUCAGAUUCGGUUAGGAGAAGCCGUUUGCGAGGUCUAUGACCCAGUAUUCCACAAGCUAACACCUCGACAACAGGAUGCUCGAGUUGGUGAUUUACUACCUUUACUGAUAUUGUUGCCAGUUGUCCUUCAGGUGUCGAGGUGGCUAGACGACACAUCCAUUGAUUCGACAGUGGCAAAGAACAAGUGGCCACUUAUGACGGCAGUGUUUGCUCCAGCGGAGGUUCAGUUUCACCAGCAGGACUCUGUCAGCUGCGGGCCUUUCGUCUGCAUGUAUGCUGAUCGACUGAUAUCUGGCUCUCCAUCCAUUGAGUGGGGUAAUAGCAACGUGGCGGCAUAUAGGGCCAAGAUUGCUAGAUCUAUAUUUUCGUUGUGUGAAACUUGGAAUGCCCGUAAGAACAGACUUGGUUUUGCAUAGUUUUGUAUAUUGUUACAUUAAUGUGUGCUUCUAUUUGGUUAUUCGUGUAGCAUUAUUUCCAGUAAAUCAUUCCAGCUUAUCGAAUAAUAAGAUAAUUCAACCAAUAUCAUUAACUGUUACAGCACACAAAUACAUCCCACUACUCCCUGGGCUCAGUCGCCCUGCCAGCGCACGUUCUCUUGCUGUGUCCUUCUUCAUGGCAGAUGCUGCACUUCUUUGGUUUACGACGCCUGAUACUAGAAGACUCAUCUGCUUGUGUGCUGCUGCCUUCACCACCACCUCGAUGUCUACCUUCUUUUGGGCGCCCCGCUUGACCUUUUACAAUCAGAGGUAAUACAACCUGCUCAGCGAUGUGCUCGGGAACCAACCACUGGCAUCUCGGCGGGAGAUUAUU
This is a messenger RNA of Salvia miltiorrhiza (redroot sage), 3598 nucleotides long. RefSeq lists its product as uncharacterized. Bases 1 to 3204 code for a protein of 1067 amino acids. The record is from RefSeq and is a predicted model, not a curated record. Gene Ontology annotation, molecular function: cysteine-type peptidase activity. The transcript is spliced from 8 exons. Gene Ontology annotation, biological process: proteolysis. Lineage: Eukaryota; Viridiplantae; Streptophyta; Magnoliopsida; Lamiales; Lamiaceae.